AUGGAGGCAGACGUUAUGCAGGAGGAGGAGAGCCUCGCUGCCGCCUUGAAGCAGCUCGUCACCCUGGGCAAUGCGCUACUUCAACAGGCUAAGAAAGAUGCUGAGGUCUCCAUGGAAGAUUUUGUCCCAUAUAAAAUUGCAACUUUGCUGGGCCUAAUUGCAGCCGGAGCAGACUUCUACAAAAGUAUUGGAGUGAAGAAAAAGAGUGAAGCUGAGGCCGCGUGGCAGAAGUUGUAUCGUCAUGCAGCAGUGAGGGAAAAGGUUGAUGAGCUCCUCGAACUCAAGAGCGAGUGGGACUCCUUUCUGGAGCAUGUGGACAAAAGUCUUCAGUCGUCGUGUGCUCCUGUGUCAUCAGGAGGACAAGUGGCAGACAUUUUUAGCUCUGAAACUUUGUUGACUGAUGGACGCAGUGGAAAGCGAGUCUCUCUGGAUCAGUACCGUUCUCCGGGUGAGAAGCUUCUACUGGUCCUCAUCAGGCACUUUGGAUGACUGCCGUGACGUGAUCACGUGGCCGAGCUGGGCGAGAGCAUAGCUGCUCUUGAGGCUCGGUCUGUGAAAGUCGUGGUGGUGUCGUUUGGGCCCUUGAAGGGGGCUCGUUUGUGGUUGCAGCAGACAAAAUGCACCAUGGACUUGGUCUUGGAUCCACACAGGAAGAUUUACCGUAGCUUUGGACUCGUCUCCUCUUGUGCUAAAGUCAUGAAUUUUGACUCCAUGCUUCGAUAUUCUGAGUACCAAGCUGCGAAGAGAGACUUCCCAGAAUUCCCAAUGCACAUGCUAGAGGACAUUUACCAGAUGGGAGGUGACUUCCUACUCAGCGACACCAACAAAGUCCUCCUGUCCCACCCGAGCAAGUACCCAAUGGAUCGACCUACCGUCACCGACAUUCUGCAUGCGGCGUCUGAUUCGACUAAACUAGUUGCGCAGGAAGCCAGCAGGAGCAGCUCUACGAUGCACGCUUAUGACGUCACACCUCACACUCACGCGACCGUGAAGAGGUGCGACCGAUGCCAAGCCGUGCAGAACAGAUGUCCGUUCCUUGCUGUCAAGUCCAUGCUAUAA
This is a messenger RNA of Nerophis lumbriciformis (worm pipefish), 1059 nucleotides long. NCBI's taxonomy places the organism in Eukaryota, Metazoa, Chordata, Actinopteri, Syngnathiformes, Syngnathidae. The record is from RefSeq and is a predicted model, not a curated record.